AUGGAACAACCCCCCCAGCUCAUCCGCAUCGCCAACAUCUCGGGGCGGUACCUCGUCUUCGACCCGGAUGCCGUGAGCGCGCUCCGCCGCAGGGCAAACACCAACGGCACGCUCGUGGGCACCACGCCGCAGCAGCCGACGCAGAACAUCUUCCUGGGCCUGCCCAUCGAGCUGCGGCCCGAGGAGGUGGACGCGCUGCUCGCCGCGGGCGUCGCGUACGUCGUAGAUGACGUGGCCGCGCACCGGUCCGCGCUGCUGUCGCUGGGGCCCGACGAGCGGAGGGCGUACAUUGGCUCGCUGCGGUCGCGGAAGCUGGCCGCGCACAAGGUCUUUGCCGAGAUGACUGCCCAGAAGGCUUCCAUAGCGGCUACCAAGGCCGAGAAGAAGAAGCUGCGUGAUUCUUCCGGGAAGUCGGAUGGCAGCAGCAGCAGCAGCAGCCUCUACUCUCGCAAUAGCCAAGUGACUUCGUUGGGCGUCACGCCGACUUCCAGCGUCGACUAUGUCUCCCCAGACGCUCACGCGUUGCCUGUGGUGCCCCGUGACUCGGAGAAAGGGUCGCUGUGCCAGUUCAUGCUGGGCAACGGAUACUACAUGACCCCCGGCCUGCGGUUCGGGGCCCGCUACAGCGUCUACCCCGGUGAUCCCCUGCGUUUCCAUGCUCACUUCAUGGCGAACGAGUAUGGCUGGGAGGAAGAGAUACCCAUCCUUGACAUCGUAGGCGGCGGCAGACUGGCGACAGCUGUAAAGAAGGCCUUUCUCAUAGGCGGUCGUGAGCCGUCCUCCACCACCACCACCACAAGGCCAGAUGCGGCCCUCCCUGCUGUGAGAAGUUUCAGCAUAGAGUGGGCCGGCAUGUAG
Messenger RNA from Trichoderma citrinoviride, 858 nucleotides. Its product is annotated as SEN34 subunit of tRNA-splicing endonuclease. Gene Ontology annotation, molecular function: tRNA-intron lyase activity; nucleic acid binding. Gene Ontology annotation, cellular component: tRNA-intron endonuclease complex. The transcript has a single exon. The record is from RefSeq and is a predicted model, not a curated record. Gene Ontology annotation, biological process: tRNA-type intron splice site recognition and cleavage; tRNA splicing, via endonucleolytic cleavage and ligation. NCBI's taxonomy places the organism in Eukaryota, Fungi, Ascomycota, Sordariomycetes, Hypocreales, Hypocreaceae. The coding region runs from base 1 to 858 and encodes 285 amino acids.